Messenger RNA from Trichomycterus rosablanca, 1253 nucleotides. It is a transcript of the gene gapdh, whose product is annotated as glyceraldehyde-3-phosphate dehydrogenase. Bases 75 to 1076 code for a protein of 333 amino acids. The record is from RefSeq and is a predicted model, not a curated record. The transcript has 12 exons. Lineage: Eukaryota; Metazoa; Chordata; Actinopteri; Siluriformes; Trichomycteridae. Gene Ontology annotation, cellular component: cytosol. Gene Ontology annotation, biological process: glycolytic process; glucose metabolic process. Gene Ontology annotation, molecular function: NAD binding; NADP binding; glyceraldehyde-3-phosphate dehydrogenase (NAD+) (phosphorylating) activity.
ACUUGGUCCUCACUCACACAGUACCGGACAGACAGAGGCCUCUCACACACGAGGACAACACCAAAGCAGACAAAAUGGUCAAAGUUGGCAUUAACGGAUUCGGCCGUAUUGGUCGUCUGGUGACCCGUGCUGCCUUUCACUCCAAGAAGGUGGAGAUUGUGGCCAUCAAUGAUCCCUUCAUUGACCUGGACUACAUGGUGUACAUGUUCAAGUAUGACUCCACCCACGGAAAAUACAAGGGUGAGGUGAAAGCUGAGGGUGGGAAGCUGGUCGUUGAUGGACAUGCCAUCACCGUUUUUUGCGAGAGGGACCCAGCCAACAUCAAGUGGGGUGAUGCUGGUGCACAGUAUGUUGUGGAGUCCACUGGUGUCUUCACCACCAUUGAGAAGGCCUCUGCUCACUUGAAGGGUGGUGCCAAGAGGGUCGUCAUCUCUGCCCCCAGUGCUGAUGCCCCAAUGUUUGUCAUGGGUGUCAACCAUGAGAAAUAUGACAACUCCCUUAAAGUAGUCAGCAAUGCUUCCUGCACCACUAACUGCCUGGCUCCUCUGGCCAAGGUCAUCAAUGAUAACUUUGUCAUCAUUGAAGGUCUUAUGAGCACCAUCCAUGCCAUCACAGCCACCCAGAAGACAGUCGACGGUCCCUCUGGUAAGCUGUGGAGGGAUGGCCGUGGUGCCAGCCAGAACAUCAUCCCGGCCUCCACCGGUGCUGCCAAGGCUGUGGGCAAAGUCAUUCCUGAGCUCAAUGGCAAACUGACUGGUAUGGCUUUCCGUGUCCCCACUCCCAACGUGUCCGUGGUGGACCUGACUGUCCGUCUGGAGAAGCCUGCCAAAUAUGAUGACAUUAAGAAGGUGGUCAAGGCUGCAUCUGAAGGACCCAUGAAGGGAUUUCUGGGAUACACAGAACACCAGGUGGUGUCCACAGACUUUAACGGAGACACUCGCUCCUCCAUCUUCGACGCCGGUGCAGGAAUCGCCCUGAACGAUCACUUUGUGAAGCUGGUGACCUGGUACGACAACGAGUUCGGCUACAGCAACCGUGUCUGUGACCUGAUGGCCCACAUGGCCUCAAAGGAGUAAAGCAAACCUGCACCUGACGAGUUGGUUGUUCUCAACGGAUUACACACUGCUCCGAGUGCCGAGCGAGUUGAAGACCAAUUACACUUUCUUUUUUUUAUAUGGACGCGCCCUGUUCUGUUUGUGUGAGGAUCAGAGUGUGAAGACACAAUCAGUCUAAUAAAAUCUGACUGAAUGAAA